This is a messenger RNA of Xenopus laevis (African clawed frog), 2695 nucleotides long. RefSeq names its product protein spinster homolog 1-like. Bases 1738 to 2568 code for a protein of 276 amino acids. The transcript is spliced from 7 exons. NCBI's taxonomy places the organism in Eukaryota, Metazoa, Chordata, Amphibia, Anura, Pipidae. The record is from RefSeq and is a predicted model, not a curated record.
GUUGGAAAAUAGAGUCAAUGUGAGCCUGUUAUUGACAAUACAGAUGUUUAGAUCACAUUACAGGUAGCUAAUAUACAGUACAGCAGAUAUUAUACAAUGGAAAUGUGAAUAUUGCCUUUUAUGGGUUUUUUUUAUUUCAUAACCACUGAUAUCUUUUCUCUUGUCAUUUCAGAAUCAUUUGGCAAAUAAUUCAAACAAUUUACAACUACAUAUAUGACAAAAUCUUUAGAUUCGCUUAUUUUAUCAGUUCAAAGCGCAUCCAACAUGAAACAGAUCAGUACUUUUUUGAAAAAGCGGAUAUUGAAAAACAGGAUGAAAAGCUUGAUGAACCGGAUUUCCCUAAACUCGGCAAAUGUUGCUCAAUACUUCUUAUUAUUGCACUUGCUUUCCUUAUGGCAGUGAGUAAUACGGACAACAUCAUUUAUAAAUGUAAGUUUGGACUUAUUUACUUUAGAAUCCAAGACGUCUGAUAUAUCAGAGUAUAAUGUCUGCAUUUGAACCAACCAAAAUCCUAAUUUCUUUCUCUUCUUUCUCCAAUUUGUUUUUUAGCUGUCCGUCCCUACAUAGAAGAGGAAUUCGAAAUAACGGACUUUUAUUCGUCAGUUAUAACUCUAAUGUUUGUUGGCAGCUGUGCAACCAUGGCCCCGAUAUUAUUUUAUUUCUGGAGUACCUUCACCGGACUAAGAGUAAUAUCAGGAAUUGUCGCCGUAAUGGUCAUGUUCGGCAUUGGCAGUACUUUAGUUUCAGAGAAGGUAAUAAUCUGUUUAUGACAGCCAAUGGCAUUUCAAUUCACUACACAUAUAAAGACAGUACCUACACAGCAAUUCAUUUUGUUCACUCUGUAUCCUAUCAAUGCAUGAGUUUUUAAUUUGUAUCUUUCUGAUUCUUUAGUCAUUCUGGACGUUUGUGUUACUUCGAAGUCUCAUGGAAUCCGUAAAAAGCCAUUAUUUAGCUGCUGCUCCAAUGCUGGUAGCAGAACUUUUUGAUACUGACCAACGACGUAAAAUGCUGACCUUACUUUACAUUCUCAACACUAUUGGAACGUAAGUACCCAUUUUUGUAUCUAAGAUUGUUAGGACUUUUUUUCUGUACAAUCUGCAUUCUAGCAUGGCAACUGUAAGCCCCUAAAUGCUCUUCUUCCUAUAUCUUCCUGUGAGUUUAUAUAAUAAUGAGAGUCUAAGCUGAUAGAAAAUAAUUCCACUUACUGCCACUUACUUUACUUUAACCCUGUCCUUUUUUUUGUUUUUACAGUUUUGCGGGGACCUUUAUUGGAACGUAUGUAGCCAGCGUAAUAGGAACCGACUGGCGUAUGGCACUGCGGGUAAGAAAAAUAUAUAUGGAGGUAUUAAAGGCUGGGGUGCUAUUAUAUAUAUACCAGUAUAAAAUCAUAUCAUUACCUUGCAAACAUGAAGGGGCAUACUUCUCAAACUUUGAUAUAGAACUCGCCACAGGUCCUGGAGACGAUUCCAUUCUCGGUAUUUACUUGUAAGAGAUUUUUUGAGGUAAAGUGAGUAAACUCUCACUUACACCCUAUAAUAAAUAUGCUUAAAAAUGCACAGGAAUGAAGAGACAGUGGCAACAUUUCACUCUGUUAAUCUGCUGGGGGCUUUAUUUCACAUUUUGAGAAAUAUAUUCUCUAUUCUCAUAUGCUGGGUCACAUAACUGAUAUUUAUUUUUAUUUGGAAACAGAUUGCACCUGUGCUUGAUGUGGUGGCUCUUGUGCUUCUAGCAGCAGUGAUGAGAAAGCCAGGUCGAGGUGGUUUUAUGUUGAAGGCUGAAAUAUAUCAGAAGAGAACUAAAGUUUACUCUGAUAUUUUUGAUCUGAUUUUAAACCGCUGUUUGGUCUUUGCUGUUUUGGGUUAUGCAGCUAGUAUGUUCAUUACUAAUAGCAUGUAUACAUAUGCUCCGAAUGUACUGAGAAAUGCUCGCAUGAUGUCAAAUAAUCACCAGCCUUGUCUGACAGUUGACUGCACCUUCGAUGACAGAUUGAUCUACGGAUUGUGCAAAUGUCUUGCUACUGCAAUCGGCAUUAUUCUCGGCGUGAAGAUCAAUGCACAUUAUAAAAAGCGGAAUCCACAUGGAGAGCCAGUUGUGUGUAUCGUAGCACUUCUGGUCUCUGUCCCACUUAUGUGCUUUGGAUUAUUUUUUGUAGGAAUUAGUUCUGUCGUAUCCCAAAUUCUCUUCUUCCUAAAUGGGAUUUGUUUGGCUAUGAACAAGGUCCUUAUCAACGAAAUCAUCAUGAUGGUAGUGUAUCCAAACCGCCGCUCUUGGUCAUUUACUGAAAAGUCAAUAAUAGGAUUGCUUGGAAAAGAAGGAGGCGAGAAAGAACAUUUAUGGAUUUUUAAAUUUAUGAAGAUAAACUACUCAGAAUCUGACCUGAUACGGAAUCACGCAAUGGAAUUUAUUCUCUACAUUUGUCCAUUUAUGGCUUUGGUCGGAGCAGGAUGUUUCUGUGUAACUGCAAAAUACUUUGAAUAUUAUAAGCAAAAUGUAGAAGACUUUAUGAAUACACCAUUCACAGAUGUAGAACAACCCUUGGAUACGGUGGAAUCAUCUGACACAAAGUAACAUGAUAGAUGAAGUUGGAAAAAGACCUCGCUGUGAUGCUUCUGAAAUGUUCUGUGAUUAUAAUAAAAUGAAAAGUUCUGUAAUAUUGAUUAAAAUACAAUAAAUAAAAAAUAUAUUUCAUAUUGAA